This is a messenger RNA of Mobula hypostoma (lesser devil ray), 3019 nucleotides long. It is a transcript of the gene cplx4a, whose product is annotated as complexin 4a. Gene Ontology annotation, molecular function: syntaxin binding. Gene Ontology annotation, biological process: synaptic vesicle exocytosis; neurotransmitter transport; regulation of neurotransmitter secretion. The record is from RefSeq and is a predicted model, not a curated record. Lineage: Eukaryota; Metazoa; Chordata; Chondrichthyes; Myliobatiformes; Myliobatidae. Gene Ontology annotation, cellular component: terminal bouton; SNARE complex. The coding region runs from base 1 to 483 and encodes 160 amino acids. The transcript has 3 exons.
AUGUCUUUCUUGUUGAAAUCAAUGGUGAGUGGGCAGGUGAAGAAUUUAGGACUUGGAGGUGGAGAUGAAGGAAAUAAAGAAGAAGGAGGUUCCACAGACCCUGCGGCUGCAGCAGGGAUGACCAGGGAAGAAUAUGAAGAAUACCAAAAGCAGAUUGUGGAAGAAAAAAUGGAACGGGAUGGUAUCUUUGCGCAGAAGAAAGCAGAAAGAGCAACUCUCAGAGUCCACUUACGGGAAAAGUACAGGCUUCCAAAGAGCGAACAGGAUGAAAAUCAAAUACUAAUGGCUGGAGAUGACAUUGAGCUGCCGGAGGAGCUGAAGAAGAUGGUGCAUGAAGAUGAGGAGGAGGAGGAAGACAAGGAUUCUUUUAUUGGACAAAUUCAAAACCUCCAGAAUAUGGAUGUAGACCAAAUAAAAGAAAAGGCUCAGGCAACAAUCACUGAACUAAAGCAGGCUGCUGAACAGAAAUGUUGCUUAAUGUGAGCCAGUGUUACUUCCUCAGUUUCCAUUUCUGGUGGUAACUGUGAUACACCCUUUUAGGCAUGCAGCUCACCCCGUGUGUAGCAGUCCAGUGUGUGCAUUCUUCACAUGAACAGCUUCAUGAAGAGUUGCUUGAUUUUUCCACACAGCCCUCCACAUGAGUUAUUAAUAUAACACCAAGAUAUGUUUCAUCUUCUGUGAACAUGCAUAUAUGAAUUUAACUAGUAGAGAUUAAUACAAUGUUGGGUUUACAUACUCUGUUGGAUUGUUGUUCAAGGAAAUGAUUGGACCACCUCCAAUUGAUAGUCAUUAUUUUUCUUUAAAAUAUUUAGUUAACUUCGAAAAUAAUAAAGAACUGAAAACACUGAAAAUUUGAAACAAAAACAAAAUACUAGAAAUACUCAACAGAUUAAUCAGCCUCGGCGAAGAGAGAGACCUUUCAGGACGAAGAUGCUUUGAUGCGUUGUCAUAAGAUCUAUGAAAUCUUGGCCCUGCUUGUCUCUCCAUAGUUGCUGAAACUUCAUCCAUUUAUUCCAGAUUUCCAGAGUGUGCAUUUAUUUGCACAAGUGAUCUGGGGCCCGUCAUCUUGACUGGUUCCAGUACAUCGUCGUCCUUUACCUUGACACCUGAAAUAAGGAAGAAAAAUAUCUUUAUUGCAACUUUUAUUUCAUCAUGUAGAUCCAGGGGUUCACAGCCUGGGGUUCAUAGAACCCUUGCUUCAUGCAUUGGUUUAUGGCAUAAAAGUGGUUGAGAACCUCUGGUGUAGAGAGACAAAGCAUUCUUUUAGAGUUCCUUUUGGAAGUUUUACGUAAACUUGCAAUCAACAUUUUGGGUAAAUCGUGCAAAUUGACACAUUGUUUUUGGCUUCUUUUCAAUCUGAUAAAGUCAAGUUACAACAAAAUCUAACUAAAAGCUACUCUUUGAUUGUCUGAACAUGAGGGAGUUAACAGGAGUGUGGGGAGAAUAAAAGAGAUUAGUACACGUGAAUGUUUGAUAGUUAGCACAGAUUUGGUUGGCUGAAAGCCCUGUUUUCACUUUAUAUCACUCUGUAGUGCAGGGGUCCACGGUACCCUUGGUUAAUGGUAAGGGUCCAUGGCAUAAAAAAAGAGUUGAGGACCACUGCCAUAGAGCUAUUAGUUCAGACCAUAAGACGUAGGAGUGGAAGUAGGCCAUUCAGCCCAUCAAGUCUGCUUCACCAUUCUUUCAUGACAGACUUAUUGUCCCUCUCAACCCUUCUCCUGCCUUCUCCCCGUAACCUUGCUAAUCAAGAACCUAUCAACAAACAAGAGAAAAUCUGCAGAUGCUGGAAGUCAAAGUAAUACACACAAAAUGCUGGAGGAACUCAGCAGGCCAGGCAGCAUCUGUGGAAAAGAGUAAAUGGUCGACGUUUAGGGCCGCUACCUCGGCUUUAAAUAUACCCACUGAUGGCCUCCACAGCCAUCUGUGGGAUUAAAUUCACAAAGCCUCAGGCUAAAGAUCUUCCUCCUCAUCUCUGUUAAAAAGGAACAUCCUUCUAUUCUCAAGGCUGUGCCCUCUGGUCCUAAACUCCCUCACUGUUGGAAACAUCCUCUCCACAUCCACACCGUCAAGGCCUUUCAAUAUUCAAUGUUCUAUGUGGGUAAAUAUGAAACACGUAUUUGUUCCAAAUAUAGCAGCACUGAACUUACUCAAAACCAGUGUGGAUUGAUCCACGGGAUCAAAUAAGAACCAAUAACAAAGCAACACACCUGACAGAUUAAAUAAAGAAUAACUCGUGAGAGGGGAUUAUCAGACAACACAACUGCCACGAAUAAGUAAAAUCCUCUGUGGAGAAACCGCGAUAGUUACUUGCUGUCUAUGGUCAUUCAUUCUGAGCCAAAGUUAGUGGAGGUAUAUAUUUGAUUUGCAGUAAGAUAAACUGGUCACAGGUCAUUAAACUUAAUGAUAGGAGCUACCCAAAUAUACUAUUGUAUUUUGUGUUUUAUACUUUUAACUAUUUUCUGAUGGCCUAGAGCAGGGUCCAUGGACCCCUUGCUUAAUGGUAUUGGUCCAUGGCUUUAAAAAGGAUGGGAACCCCUAGCCUAUAGCAAGGCAGUAGUUUCAAACCUAAAUGAUAUUUUCCUGCCAGUUUAAAGCAGAUGCAUUGUAUGCUGUGCCAUAGUUCAAACAUUGAUCAGACCUGAAUGAAUACAAAACUCUGAACCUGGAAAGUUCUAAACUUUAGAUGGUUGUGUGAAGGACCUGGAUUUUGUAGAUAUGAUGCGCAACACUGUAAACUUCUAGAUUCUGAGCGGCAAAAUGUGCAAAUUUAGAAAGUGCUCCCUUUUAUUCUGCACUUUCCUACAGUGUGUGCUAUUUGCAAGGAGUCUCUUUGCAGCCUCCAGAAUCAGAACUGCAAAUUUUUUUGGCAUUUACACUUCUUCCUGAAAAUUUGCUGAAAAAUGUUCUAUUUUGUUUGAGUCUUUAAGCCAUAAAUAGCACUUGGCUAAUGUUCCGGCAUUAAAAUAAUCAAUUUUAUGUACAUUUUAAAAUAAUUGAUUUUAGUGAUUGUUCACUUUGU